UCCCUUCCAAGAAGGAUUUAACUUGCAGUAGCAACUCUCAAAGAUAAUAAAGGUCCUGCAGAGGGAAGAGGCACUGCAUAUACAGUAUAUAUAUAUAUUUUUUUUAUUAACACAUCGGAUGGUUCCCACCAAGGUAUGUCUUAGUGCACGUGUCCGAGUUGAUGUUGUGUAAAGUUAAGGAAAUCUUUGUAGGUCUCCCGGGCAGCAUUCCGGUGUACAGUGGCCCCAACACUUUCAAGAAGGAUCUUUCAUUGCUGUACUUUACAUAAGUAUUCAUAUGAAAGACACUUUUGAGACUGCCUUCUCACUACAAUUUAUUGUGGUAAAUAGUGAACUUUAUUUUGGAAGAUUAUCUUGAAACACACAAGACUAGUUAUAGAUAAAAUUACCAGUGUUUUUAUUGCCUUAUAGUUUAUAUGAAAAUUAUCCUUACUGUUAUGUAAGUGCUUUUAUUUAUGAUCUUAUAUUAAAUACUUCUCCAGUGAAACAAGUUUACACACAAAUCAUAUUUAUACUCAUUACCUAAGUGACUUAAUAUAUCAAAAUUGUAUUAGCUUUCGUAUACAAAAGAACUUUAAAUAUAAUACUAACUUAUUUAUGAGUUAAGGAAACAACACUAUAUCAAAGUUCCAUAUCUUGACUUAUAAAAAUAAUAAAUUCAGAGUUAAAAAAAAGAUUAGCGUAACUGGAAGGGUUUGUAUAAUAUCAAAGCAUGCAAAACAUGAGUGCUAGUGGAGGAAAUAAACCUUAUCAAUGUUCAGUCUGUUCAAAAGAAUUUACUAAAAAAUCAUGCCUAACAAGGCAUCUAAGAGUCCAUACGGGAGAUAAACCAUUCCAGUGUUCAAUAUGUCAUAAGGACUUUUCACAGAGCUCCCAUUUGGUGAAUCAUAUGAGAAUUCAUACAGGAGAGAAACCAUUUCAGUGUUCGAUGUGUUUGAAAGAUUUUAAACGGAAAGAGGGUUUGGUGAACCACGAGAAGGUUCACACGGGUGAGAAACCGUUCCAGUGUUUAGAGUGCCUAAAGAAUUUUCCAGACAGUGCAGGUCUGAUACAACACAUGAGGAUGCAUGUAGGAGAGAAAACAUUGCAGUGCUCAGUAUGUUCAAAAGACUUUACAUAUAAAUCAUCUCUCAUACAGCAUAUGAGAGUUCAUACAGGAGAAAAGCCAUUUCAGUGCUCAUUGUGUCCAAAAGAUUUUAAACUUAAAGCUGCUUUAGUCAAUCACAUGAGAGUUCAUACUGGGGAGAAGCCUUAUCAAUGUUCGGUAUGCUUUAAAAGUUUUAAACAAAGUUCAGCUCGAAUACUACACAUGAGAAUUCAUACAGGAGAGAGACCAUAUCAGUGUUCAGUGUGUUUGAAAGACUUUGCUCAAAAAUCUCAUUUAGUUAUACAUAUGAGAGUUCACACAGGAGAGAAACCAUACCCAUGCUCAUAUUGUUUAAAAGUUUAUUCGGAUAAAACAGAUUUGGUAAGACAUUUGAGAGUUCAUACAGGAGAUACAGCAUACUUGUGUUCAGAAUGUCCAAAAGAAUUCUCAGAUCAGCAGGCUCUGCUAAAUCAUAUGAAAGUUCAUACGGAAGAGAAACCGUACAAAUGCUCUGAAUGUGUAAAGUGCUUUGCUGACAGUAUAAGUUUAGUAAAACAUAUGAGAGGUCAUAUAUUGAAGAAACCUUAUCACUGCUCAGAGUGUCAACAAGACUUUCAAGAAAAAUCCCUUCUAAUAAAACACAUGCAACUCCAUACAGCUAAGAAACCUUAUCAGUGUUCAGUAUGUCAGAAAGAAUUUCUGUAUAAAAAAUCUCUAGAAAAACACAUGGAUGCUCAUACAGAAUAUAUAGAAUACCAGUCCUUAGAGCAUCUAAGAAACUUCAGAAAAAUAUCUAAUACAACAAAUGAGAGUUCCCAGUGUUCAGAGUAUCUAAGAAAUUUUAGGAAAGCAUCUAAUAAGCAGUUAGGAGAUGAUGCUGAAGAGGAGACCUUAUAACAUGUCAGUACCUGAGAGAGAUUUCACAUAGGCCUUAUCUAGUAUUGUUAAGUCUCAGGCUCUAGUGAAUCAGUGUGUGAUGUGGCGAAUGCCUCACUUGAUAUACAUAAUCAAGUGAAGCAGCAGCAUCCACUGACUUCCUUCCCACUGAUCUAUUUUAACAUGAAGUUCUAUUUUAGUGAAGUAGGUUUUAUUUGUUUCAAAUUAUUCUGUGAAUGCCAUCAGCUCAUUCAAAUUUUCACAAAUAAGUUUGUUGGGAGUGAAAGCCAGCAACAGUUUCAUUUGAUGGCUUCUGGGAUCACUUCUUUGAUGAGUCAGUCACUAAUAUUCACCAGAGGCAUAAGUAUGAUCACUCAUUUUAAGUUUCGUUAUUGUAAAAUGCUCUUUGCACUUGCAAGUUAUUACUCUUUGCUUGUAACUGAUCUCACCUUGAAAUGUAAAUUUUGCCUUCUAUUUUAUAAAGUUAUGAAUUCAUUUUGUUUAUAAUAAUAAUCCCUCUAAAAAAUUUUUAUAGCAGUAAAUAGUGUUUCACUUCAUUACACUGAGUAACAUUAUAGGUCCAAAGUACCGUGUAAAUCUAACAACUUCACUACUUUGCACUUCAUUGCAUUUGCUAUAUAUCAGGAGAUUUAUGUUAAUGGCUUAAGGUAUAAAAGUGUUUUGGGUCUGUGGUUAAUGGACUUUUUUUGUGUGUGUUUUUAGUCAACUCAUAUUACAAAAGAAUAUUUUAUUUACCUUAAUUAGCUUUAAAAUAGUAAUGUUGCAGGACCCUUCUAGGUUUAGUGCGUAGUCUUAUUAUGCUAUUAUUAAACUAGUAAUGUAUAUUAUAUAUUUACUUUAUUUUUCAAAAGUUUAUGUUUAUAAAACUUUCUACAUAAUAUUGGAAUAGAUGUGUUUAUUGAAAAUUUUCUUCUUAACACUUUCACUGUUGUGACCCACAAAAUUAAGUGCUGAAAGUGUCGCAUUUUUUAAAAAAUAUAUAAAUUUUUCUUCUGAUAUGGUAUAGAAUCUUUUUCUGGAGGUAAUGACACCAAAAAUUAAAAAAAAAAUUGAUGGAAAACAUAUGGAAUUAUGCAGGCACAAAGUUAUCAGUCUUGAUGCAGUUUUCACAUUGGCGAUUUUGCCCAGUUGUAUUCUAUUUUAAAUCGAUUCCAUUGUUCAAUUUGACCAGCUUCCCAGCUAUUUUGCUAGUAUGCCUUCCAGUCUAUUGAUUGAGCACAAUAAACUUCCCAUUCAACUAUCAGAACUUAUAAAUUGCAAAGAAUUUGUUAAUUUGGCCAAUUUUAUACAAAAUUCAACAAAUUCCAAUUUAAAAACAGAAUCCAAAAUAAACACUGUAUGCAUUCCAGCCUGUAAAUCUCCCAUCCUUUGUUCAUUAACCCAUUAACUGUCCAAACAUAGAUUACGUUUUUGCUCGUAGCGUUCCAUCCUUGAUUUUAUCCAUUAGAAAGCAUGUAAAAAACGUAGAUCUAUGUUCGGAGUACUACAUGAGCGAACGUCGAUCUAGGUUUGGACAGUUAACUGGUUAAUUACAUCUACAGGCCUCUUCUAUAUACAGUCUCUCCUCACUUGAUGGAAUUACGUUCCUAAGACCACAUUGGUAAAUGAAUACAUCGCUAAGCAAGGAGCAUACUAUAAUGGUAGUGGGUUUGUGCCAACCAUAUUUGAUAUU
Cherax quadricarinatus is the source of this 3656-nucleotide messenger RNA. The record is from RefSeq and is a predicted model, not a curated record. Lineage: Eukaryota; Metazoa; Arthropoda; Malacostraca; Decapoda; Parastacidae.